Molecule: messenger RNA, 1137 nt
Organism: Suncus etruscus (white-toothed pygmy shrew)
Lineage: Eukaryota; Metazoa; Chordata; Mammalia; Eulipotyphla; Soricidae
Gene: DMRT1
Product: doublesex and mab-3 related transcription factor 1
Exons: 5
Coding region: 1-1137 (378 amino acids)
Biological process (GO): sex differentiation; regulation of transcription by RNA polymerase II
Cellular component (GO): nucleus
Molecular function (GO): DNA-binding transcription factor activity, RNA polymerase II-specific; RNA polymerase II cis-regulatory region sequence-specific DNA binding
Source: RefSeq, a predicted model, not a curated record
AUGCCCAACGACGACGUCUUUGCCAAGCCCUCGGCCCCGUCCGAGGUCCACCACGGCUCCGGGACGCCGCCGCAAGGCAAGGCCGGGGCCUACGGCAAGACCUCCGGGGCGCUGCUCGGGACCCCCGGCGGCAGCUCCAGCUCCGGAGGCAGCAGCAGCGGCGGCGGGAGCCUGGGCUCGGGCUCCGGGCCGUCGGGGCUGGGCGCGGGCGCGGCGAGCAAGAAGUCGCCGCGGCUGCCCAAGUGCGCGCGCUGCAGGAACCACGGCUACGCGUCGCCUCUCAAGGGCCACAAGCGCUUCUGCAUGUGGCGCGACUGCCAGUGCAAGAAAUGCAACCUGAUUGCCGAGCGGCAGCGCGUCAUGGCCGCGCAGGUGGCGCUGAGAAGGCAGCAAGCCCAAGAGGAGGAACUGGGGAUCAGUCACCCCAUCCCACUGCCCAGUACUGCUGAAUUGCUUGUCAAGAGAGAGAAUAAUGGCAGCACCCCCUGCCUGAUGAAUGAGAGCAGCAGCUCCUCACAGCCCCCACCACCGGCUAGCACCCUCACCUCUGCUUCAUCAGAGGGUCGCAUGGUCAUCCAGGAUGUUCCUGCUGUCACCAGCAGAGGGCACAUGGAGAACAACUCUGAACUGGUUUCUGAACCCUACUACAGCAGUUUCUACCAGCCGUCGCUGUUCCCUUACUACAACAAUUUGUACAACUACCCUCAGUACUCCAUGGCCUUGGCUGCUGAUUCCUCUUCCAGCGAGGUGGGAAGCCCUCUCGGGGGAUCCCCUGUGAAGAACAGCCUUCGGAGCCUCCCAGCACCGUAUGUGCCUGGUCAAACAGGAAAUCAGUGGCAGAUGAAAAACUCGGAGAACCGUCAUGCCGUGAGUUCACAGUACCGGAUGCAUUCUUACUAUCCACCUCCUUCCUAUUUGGGCCAGAGUGUGUCCCAGAUCUUCAGUUUUGAGGAUGGCCCCUCUUACUCCGAAGCAAAAGCAAGUGUAUUCUCACCUCAGUCCAGCAGUCAAGAUUCUGGCUUGGUCUCCCUGUCCAGCAACUCUCCUGAGAGCACAAAGGGAGUGCUUGAAUGCGAGUCGGCUUCCGAGCCCAGCACUUUCACAGUCACUCCUGUCAUUGAGGAGGACGACGAAUAA